Molecule: messenger RNA, 1152 nt
Organism: Parascedosporium putredinis
Lineage: Eukaryota; Fungi; Ascomycota; Sordariomycetes; Microascales; Microascaceae
Source: the annotation of a GenBank genome assembly
AUGCUCAAAUCCACCUAUAAGCCCUCUCACAGUUCUGGCGAUCUGCCCCCACUACCGCCAGGAUGGACGGAACACAAGGCGGAAAGCGGCCAUACGUACUACUAUAAUGCCUCCACAAAAGAAUCUACCUAUAAGCGGCCCGCCGCCGCGGUCGCCCCCACCCACCACCGCCGGACCCUUUGCCCCAGGAGCCCGUACGAUAAACCGAGAUCCAAAGAAUCGAUACCGGGCUUUGAGCCUUGGAUACUAGUCUCGACAAAGUACGGGCGCCGGUUCGUAUACAAUCCGGAGAAAAAGGCCAGCUACUGGCGCAUACCCGAAAAGCUUAUGCCCGGUAUACUCCAGCUAGACACUGCCCGGAUAGCUGCGAAGUCGGGUGGUAAUAGCAAGGCGAUAGUUCCCGACCAAAACACUGGGAAACAGAGCUCCGGCCCAACGAAUGAUUCCGCAGACGCUGCGGCGCCACAGGUUUCGAAUGAGCUCGAGGAUAGCUCGGAAUAUGAAGAGGUGGAGGUGACGGAUGACGAGGCGGGAGAUUUGGCUGAAGCCGGGGACGAGAUGGACGUUGAACAAGAUGGAGAUGAGCAUCGCGCAAAGCGGCAGAGGACCGAAGAGGUCUAUGAUGAAGAUAUGGGUGGAUUUGACGAAGAUGAGCUCGCUCUCCAGCUCGAGUUGAUGGCGCAAGAGGAGCAAGCCAUGGGAGGGGGGACUAUGGACCUUUUCAAAGAUUUACUCAGUGACUUCAAGAUUAAUCCAUACAGUUCAUGGGACAAGAUUAUCGAAGACGGCAAGAUUAUUGACGACCCACGAUACACCGUCUUGCCAACUACAAAGGCUCGGAAGGAAGCCUGGGAGGAGUGGUCGAGAGCCGGGAUCCGCGAACUCAGGGAGAACAGGACAAAGGAAACAGUGGAAAAGCCGGACCCGCGCGUAACUUAUAUGCUCUUCUUGGAGAAGCAUGCGACGCCCAAGUUGUACUGGCCUGAAUUCAAGCGCAAAUUCAGGAAGGAAGAUUGCAUGAAGGGGUUCGAGUUGACCGAUAAGGAUCGGGAAAAAUGGUAUCGCGAACUGAUCAACAAGCUCAAAGCCCCGCAGUCGAGUCUCAAGUCCGAGUUGACGACGUUUCUUAAGAGCUUACCCCCACCGUCCUAA